Carassius gibelio (silver crucian carp) is the source of this 585-nucleotide messenger RNA. RefSeq lists its product as uncharacterized. The record is from RefSeq and is a predicted model, not a curated record. NCBI's taxonomy places the organism in Eukaryota, Metazoa, Chordata, Actinopteri, Cypriniformes, Cyprinidae. The transcript has 2 exons. The coding region runs from base 54 to 458 and encodes 134 amino acids.
UCGCAGAGAUAAAACAUCAGAAUCAUUUAGGUGGACCACUGCCGAUCAGAGAUAUGGCUCUAAAAGUGGACAUGUAUGUGGUUCUGCUUGUUGUGAUGUUCGGAUGUAUGCAGGUCCUUAGUCAAGGCACUACUACUAUUACUCCGUUUAACACCACUACUACCACCACCGCCAAAAACAACGGUGCUAAUGGGAACAAUGGGAACCAGAAUCCAAUUUCAGUCAGCACCUCUACCAGCACCUCUACCAGCACCUCAUCCAGCACCUCGUCCAGCACCUCCACCAACAAGAAUGGGACUAUGAACAACACCACAUCACCCAGCUCCAAAAACAACACACUCCAGACUCCUAAAGGACCAAGUGUCAGCGCCCUCAUCGGCAGUUCCUCCACGACCAGCUGCUGCAAACUUCUGCUGCUUCUGUUCAUGACUUUGAGCUUUCUACAGAUGAUACAGUGACCAUCAACCUCCCUUAUGCUUUGAAGGCAGACAAUAAUGUGAGACUCUUUUGAGACUUAAUAGUCUUUCUGAAAUGCUAUGGAAGUUUCGUAGAGGUUAUACAGCUUGUAACAAACACCUUUUUGCU